Molecule: messenger RNA, 1341 nt
Organism: Fonsecaea pedrosoi CBS 271.37
Lineage: Eukaryota; Fungi; Ascomycota; Eurotiomycetes; Chaetothyriales; Herpotrichiellaceae
Exons: 5
Coding region: 1-1341 (446 amino acids)
Biological process (GO): transmembrane transport
Cellular component (GO): fungal-type vacuole membrane
Molecular function (GO): transmembrane transporter activity
Source: RefSeq, a predicted model, not a curated record
AUGUCAAACUCUCAACAUGACAAUUCAAAGACAAUCAACGAGGCCAUACCAAUCGAUGCUCCUCGCAGCAAAGAAGUUGCGAUUGAGGCGACAGCCGUUGUUUCUUUGCCACCAGUAACCCUCCAAGAUGGCGGACUUCGGGCAUGGCUACAAGUCAUUGGAUGUUUCCUUGUCUUCUUCAAUGUCUGGGGCUUUACCUUUGCAUUCGGUCUCUUCCAAAACUAUUACGAGACGUCCUUUUUGAAAACCAGCUCUGCGUCCGACAUCUCUUGGAUCGGAACGGUUGCAUCCUACCUCUUGAUCGUCAUUGGCAUCAUCUCUGGACCAUUGUUUGACCUCGGUCACUACCGCAGUAUGCUUUUUGGAGGUGCUGCAAUGUCGUGCUUGGGGAUAUUCAUGUUGAGCUUGUCAAGCCAGUACUAUCAGAUCAUAUUGACCCAAGGUAUCUGCACUGGUCUGGGCUGUGGUGUUCUCUUCAUCCCCGGCAUGGCACUCGUUAGCCGCUCAUUCAAAACCCGGAGGGCAAUUGCACUUGGUGUUGUGAGUUGUGGCGCUCCAUUUGGGGGCAUCAUUUACACUAUCGUUUUUCAGCAGCUGAUCGACUCCUUGGGUUUCGCUUGGACCGUCAGAGUCAUAGGCUUUAUCAUGCUUGCGUCUUAUCUUCUCGCCUUCCCGCUCUUGCUUUGGGGCGCCACAAAUUUCGGUGAUAUUAGUUCUGGCACCACGCGGAAACUCUUCGAUAGAGCAGCUUUCAAAGAUAUCGGGUUCUGGUUUUAUACCUGGGCAAACUUCUUUUUGUUUACCGGCUAUCUCGUCCCUUUUUUCUAUAUACCCAGCUAUGCACAGUUUGUUCUGGGCACAUCACGAGCCCUCGCGCUGUAUUCGGUUGUAAUUGCGCAAGGAUCUUCGGUGGUGGGACGAAUGAUAGCAUCGACUGCUGCGCUGCACAUCGGCGUGAUGAUUCCUUGGUUGAUAUGCGGCUUCGUCUCCGCCAUUCUUUGCCUCGCCUGGAUAGGCAUUCACAGCAUAGGGGCGUUCUGCGCCUUCACCGCUCUCUACGGCUUCUUCAGUGGCGCGCUCAUUCCACUCCCACCUAGUAUAUUCCCUGUUGUCUGCCCUGAUCCAAAGGUUUUGGGAGCCCGACUCGGUAUGGCUCAAGCAAUCGGCGCCACCGCCUCCCUCAUCGGCAGCCCGAUCGCCGGAGCGCUAGUUGGUGAUGAUGGACGCCAUUAUGUGGGACUACAACUCUUCAGCGGGCUUGUGAUGAUGGUCGGAACUUUGUUUCAGCUAUGCCUUUGGUUCACCUUGGUCAAGAAGAGAGACUGCAAGCUUCUCAUUUGA